AUGACUGAAUUAGUUCAGGAUAACAAUCAUCAUAUCUUCAGCUUUCUAUCACAUUCAUUAUUGUGGACUUGGUCUUUCGUCAUCGACUACGGAGCACAUGUUAUUAUACUCAUUCUCCUUUACACCACCCAAAAGCCAGCUGGUUUACAGAUAACCAGGACAAGCAGCCCCUUUACCUACGGAAUUGCAACUGACAGCGAAUAUCUAUUGCUCGAGCGAAUCGCUAUCCCAAAGGCUAUAUCUAUUUUCAUCAUUGUGCAAACAGGACAAAAUGCGUUCUCCAAGAAGGUACGCUUCCACAAGCUUCAAGCUUCACUGGCCUCUCUGCCUCAGGCGCAGGCUCAGAUUCACCUUCGCACCCAUCCCUCACUUAUGCAAAGACACGUCGACAGCAAGUUCACUCCGGAGGCAACGUCAAAGAAACCAACUCGCCUCUGGGACCGCAGGCCAACAACGCCUGUCCUCCCACGGUCCAAGACACAGAAGAUCUGGAAGAGGUGUACCGAUUCUACGUCAUUAGAAGUGAACAGCAUGCACGACACGGAUACGUUUUCUACAGAGAUCAACUUGGCCGCGACUCUGGCCGCGCUACGUGGCGUGAAGAGGUUGCGACUGGCGCAUACCCCGGAGUGUGAGCGUGGACGGUCGUUUUUGGAGACAAAAUGGGAAGCGCAGACGGAAGACCGACGACGAAAAUACGUUGCGCCAGCGGAGAGCGCGCAAACAACGGCAUCAGUCGACUUCCUACUUCGAGCGAAUGGUGGGACCGAGGGUGUGGAGGUGUCUGAUGAAGAGCAGGUUCAUUGUAGUAGCUCUUACAACGAACCCAGAGACAUUCCUCAGCCCGAGGAGACUGCACCAGAAGUCAGAACAAUGCCAGGAGAAGUCAACCAGGAGAAAUCAAGCACAGUUCACACAGAAUGCCAACCAGAUGAUAGCAGAGAACCCGAAGAAGAGACCUUCUUUGAUGCCGUAGCGGAACCUAUGGCUGUCAUGCCUGAGCAAGGAGAUAUACCCCUCCAGGCCUCACCAGUGCGGAAGAUAGCUAUUCUCGACGGCGACGAUGCAGAGAUUAUUUCUGACUUCCUAUCCAAGGCACGGGCUAAGAGGGCUGCCAAUACGCCGGUGAAGAAAGAUGCUAGUGUCGACCGUCUGCUGGAAUCGCCGACUCCCAGCGCACGACGCAUCCUGGAAGUCGUGGACGGGAACUCACCUCGUUCGCAUAGACGACAUUUAUCUCCUGAGAAGCUCCAGCCUCCCGACUUUUAUUUUAACCGACGGUCGCCCCGCAUUGUUGCGUCCAAAUCAACGGACCAAAAACCGUUCGAAAACGUCUGGGAUGGAUCGAUAGCACCUAGCUCUCCUGUUGUUGAAGUAACGAUCGAGCAUGCCCGGUAUCCGCCCAGGGUCCCGGACCAGAUCCCAACACGCCGCCGAAAGGGCACUGAGUUCGUUUUUAUGCAACGAACGGACGACCAGCAGACAGCCCUUCUGACCAAGGCGAACACGAGAUUGAACAAGGGCAGCAAACCCCCACACAAAUUGUUGCCAAUUCUCAAUAAAGCGAUUGCAGCGCUGGGUACGGAUCUAGAAGAUGGCCAGCAUCGACACCGAGACCUGUCAAAGAAACAAGUCAGAUGGAACGACGCUGCCCUAGUCGAGUACUGCGGGGAGAAAAAAAUUCCCGAGUUUGACUUGGAGGUUUACCAGAACUCGGAGGCAAUCGAGCGGAACCUACGUUCAUCCAGCAGACGGAACAACAAUACGAGCAAAAACGAAGAGCAUCCGCCUGAAGCGACGGAAAGCUACAAACAAGAGGAUCAACCGGCUCCAUUCCUUGCACCUAUCGUAAAGAUGCCCGCACCAGCGAACCCAUACCGCUCCACUCCCAUGCCGAGAAAAAUGCGGAAACUGGUGGGCGCAAAACACCUUGACGUUCAUCCAAACGAAGGAGAAAGCCCGCCAGUCACCCGCAUCAACUUGUCUAUGAAAACUGCGGGGGUGUUCCCAGGCACUCCGCUCCGACACAAGAAGACGUUCUCGUUGGCCCAGGGGGUGCCGCGGACUCUUUCUCUGAAGCCAACGAAAUCAACCACGUCAACCUCAUCAGCGUCCAUGACUUCCGGAUCUGGAUCGGGAUCUGGCUUAGGGUCCGGCAUUAGCUACCCAACCGUGCUACUCAGGAAGCAAACGAAAUCAUAGUAAUGUGUCGUACGGCGUACCAGGAGUCGUGAGAGCUGUAAUAGGGAAAAGAAAGCAUAAAGAACUACCCUAUUUUGAUGGGGGGUGGGGAUUAAAUUUGAGGUAAAGAGGGCUGAGCAGGGCAGUGCGAUACUGAAUUCAUUCCAUCUUGGCUUCUUUAUUUGGUUCUCUCAUCAGGGCAUUCAAAUUCAGGGUUUGAUUUGGUGUUACGAUCAAGCAUUGGCGCGUUAUUCUUGGGAGACAGCUAAUUGAUCCCUCGGGCAGGGGAGAGGAGUUAUAGGGGUUUUCGAUAACUUUUUGAUACCAGGACAAAUUGCAGACAUUGAGGCCACAUUAAUAAUUCAGAUACCUUUUUCACCAUUCCUAUCUUCUCCAAUCAGCUGUCUAGAAGAACUUAUCUCUUCUAGAUCUAUUCUAUCUCUAUCAAACGGGCACUGCGGACUGACGUCGUUGACAGCGAGGGUAACACAGCCCGUAUACCCUGUACGCCCAUAACUGAUCCCUGGUGGCCAUGUGCUUUGUUUUUCUCGAGAAAGCAGCGCCUUGCCAUGGCUAGUUUGACUUGGUGACACGUCAGUUUGCAUGCGAUGACGCAGGAGACACAAGCCGAUCCUAUCAGGGCGAACUAUAGCAACAUCGUGGAUUGAGGGUUGUCACGAGGCCGCCAGGUACCCGGCUAUACAUCUUGAGCACGGCAAACGGAAAAAGGGCCAGGUUCAGUCGAGCUGAGCUGCCGGCUCCAGCGCUAUCAUGUAACUAGCCGUUCAACAGUGAGGAGAUGGUGAGAACACAGCUCGAUUCUAUUGAUCUUGGCUUGCAGAGAGCCAAGGUCCUAGUCGAGCGAUCAAGGGGUUUCCAAGGAGUGACUACAGGGAGGGUAAGCGCAGAGAUGCAGGGUUUGGUCGGUCGACAUCGAAAUUCGCCUUUAUCCCGGUAGCACUGCAGGCUAAAUCUGGUACCGAGCAACCUCUGAUAUCAAUACCUGAAGAGAUUCUCACGAUGAUUUCCUUGACGUUGAAAGGAAACCACCAGCAAAGACGGAAGAUGGAAGGACAACAGCUAGGGCUAGACCAGGUCAUGUGACAAAGCUUGGUCUCCCGCAGUCCCAAAAAAAAACUCAAUUUCCACAGAACAAAAACAAAGGCGAGACGACGGAGAAGGUUUCCACUCGUUAUUUUGCUAUCUCUUUUUUUACUAAAUUAUGUCUCAUAUUGUCUACGGGCUUAUUAUCUCCGCUUAGUCGUCUUUUUUAAUUCUUCU
This is a messenger RNA of Trichophyton rubrum CBS 118892, 3462 nucleotides long. RefSeq lists its product as uncharacterized. The transcript is spliced from 3 exons. The record is from RefSeq and is a predicted model, not a curated record. Bases 1 to 2202 code for a protein of 733 amino acids. Lineage: Eukaryota; Fungi; Ascomycota; Eurotiomycetes; Onygenales; Arthrodermataceae.